Molecule: messenger RNA, 2764 nt
Organism: Seriola dumerili (greater amberjack)
Lineage: Eukaryota; Metazoa; Chordata; Actinopteri; Carangiformes; Carangidae
Exons: 16
Coding region: 303-2033 (576 amino acids)
Biological process (GO): protein ubiquitination
Molecular function (GO): ubiquitin-protein transferase activity
Source: RefSeq, a predicted model, not a curated record
AGAACUACGCACUUAUCACUCUUACAUCUGAAGAUAACAGCCGUUUCUGUGAACCAGUUAGAGUACCUGGAGUGCCAGGUACCUUUGAACGAGCGUAUGUUCUCCAGAAAAUCAAAGAUGGAGACAAAAUUCCAAACUGCACUGAAGAGAUUUUGCGAGAAACCUCAGUACAGAGAGCUACUGACAUUGAGAAAAUCUUGCUCAGCUUGCCUCCAUCAUUCAGAUCAUAUGCUCUCUGGAUUCAUCAUGACAAGACCACUGGUCAGAACUUUCAGGUCAAUAUUCAGAGCACUUUUGGAAGUAUGGUUGAAAGAUUGAAAACUUUCCCUCACCUCAAUGUGACCCCACCUCUACAUCUGAAGGAUCUAGGACAGAGAGAGGUCCGCCUUGUUCUGCUGAGUGAAGACAACCUUGGUGUUUAUCUGUAUAAAGACAAAGGAUCCGCAGAUAUGAUCAGAGUGCACGAUUGUCUGGAUGGUAAAGAGAAAACAUUGGAUGUGAAUGUACUGGCAGCCAUGACUGGUGACCAUAGAGAGGACCAAUUACUUGUCACAACUAGGACUCCAAAAGAGGCCAUACUGGUCCUGAUAGACACAAGUUCGUCCAUGGACGAGGAGUGCUACAGAAAUACAGGAAUAAAGAAAAUUAACGCUGUGAAAGAGCUCUUUGACAACUUUGCGUCAAGAAGCAUGGCUUAUGAUUUCCACCAUGUCAUUGGCCUUGUGAAGUUCGACUCCAUGGUGAAAACGCUUCACACAUUUACUGAAAAUCUGGAAAAGUUCAAGGAGCACAUACGUAACCUUGAGCCAAAUGGAUGUACUCUGCUGUAUGAUGCCCUACGACGUGCAGUGUCUGAGUUAGAAAAGGUCAAGACAAAGUUCCCAGAUUGUAGACUUCGCGCCAUGUGUCUCACGGAUGGAAAUGAUUCUGGAUCCUCGAUAGAGCCAGUUGCAGUUACAGCCAAACUGCUCAAAUGUGACAUCAUUGUAGAUUCAAUCCUUCUUGGAGAUGUGGAGAACAACAUGCUGCACGGAAUCAGCAACGCAACAGGUGGUUGCUGUUUCAAACCGCAGACAACCAAAGAGGGUUUGAAGCUGUUUGAGAUUGAGACAGUUCUGUCUUUGGAGCAGAGGAAACCCAAGAAAAAACUUGACCCAUCCUCUAUCAGUGAGCAUGCUUUAACAGGCAUCUUUGCAGCUCAUGGAUAUGAUGAAUAUCCAGAGACAUCUUUACCAAGCCAGAUGAACAACAAAGUGACAGGGACAGAGAGUGCUCUGAAAAAGCGGCUUCUGGAGUCGAAGGACAGGCGUUUAAUGGAGAAGGACAAACGUGUCCUGGAGGAGCUGAAGAGCCUGCAUUGUGACCCUCAUCCCUUCUUCAGAGUCUUUCCAUCAGAGUCAGACUUUAUGUUCUGGAGGAUUCUCAUGCAAGGCCCUCCUGACACACCGUAUGGAAAAGGAGUGUUUGAGCUGUACUGCCAGUUUGGUCCUGACUACCCAGUGAAGCCUCCACUUGUUCGCUUUGUCACAGGAGUGUACCACUGCAAUGUCAACAGCGUGGGCCGCAUCUGCCACAGCAUAUUUGACCGUAGCUACAAUGCCCAUAUUACCAUGAGAGAGAUCUUUGAUGCUGUGUAUGGACUGCUCAUCAUCCCUGAGCCUGAUGAUCCACUGGACAGCAUUUUGGCUGAGGAGUUCCUGACAAACCGUGAGACGUAUGAACAAGAAGCCAAGAAACACACAGAGCAAACUGCAGGACAAUCACUGGAUGACAUGGAGAAGAAAUUGGUGGAUUCUGUGCCACAGUUUAUACCGCGACAUCUAAUCUGUCCACUCACCAAGAAAAUGUUUGUUGAUCCUGUGAAAACCGUGUAUGGCACUGUGUAUGAACGCAAGGCCAUUGAGGAACACCUGAAGCAACACAAGCAUGACCCUAUGGCUGGCCCAGGACAUGACCUUGAGCUUAGCGACCUUACAGCAGACUGGGAUAUGAAGAAAAUGGUGAUGGAUUAUCGAUCUCAUCAAAUUCAGUGAAUCUUUGGAGAAAAACGUUGGAGUUAAAGCUCUGUAGUUUUGUGUUGGUGUUAAAAGAAAAUUAACCAGUUACUCUUCAUAUUUUUCUAUCUAGUUCAUUUUAUUUAAUCUUCCUUUAAAGCCUGUCAUGUUGAAAAUGCAUAUUUCUGAGCACAGCGUGCAAUAGCACACAAAUUAUGAGUAGUUUGAAUUGUGUUUAUUGUAUAUAACUUGUCAGCCAUUGUCAGUGACAUGGUGCUUCUCUCACACAAACCCCAGAAAAUUACCCAAUUAGAAAAGCCUGAAUACAUUCGCACUAAUUUGUCCCUGAAAAUUGAUUUAAUAUAUACUUGAUAAGCCUAUUCGUGUACAGUAUAUGUCUUUCAUAACUUUUCCACAUUUUGAAUUCAUUAUCACAUAAUUUGACAAGCGAAUACAAUUCUAAAAACGUAAAUGUCAUAAUAAUAAACUUAAUGUAGCCUCAAAUGUUUCUUACUGAAUAUAAAAGUGAAUCUUUGGCUAUUUUGACCAGUUGUUUUUGUCCAGACGGGAGCACUAAGUGGACAGUGAUAGCAAUUUGGGUUUCUCUGCUGUCUGACAUAAUUAUUUAGAGAUGAUUAUUGCUUUGAUUUUUUUUUGGGUUGGUCAAUAUUUUUUCCAUAUUGUCAGUUAUGUCUAUGCACAGUUUAGCAACUUAAGCAAUUUCAAAAAUUAUGAAUCACUUUGUAUUGUUGAAUAAAAGUUCAAGUUUA